Ilex paraguariensis (yerba mate) is the source of this 333-nucleotide messenger RNA. NCBI's taxonomy places the organism in Eukaryota, Viridiplantae, Streptophyta, Magnoliopsida, Aquifoliales, Aquifoliaceae. The record is from the annotation of a GenBank genome assembly.
AUGGCCCCCGAUGUCAAAAGGGCAUCAAGAGCAAGGCUUUUCAAGGAAUACAAGGAGGUUCAGAGGGAGAAAGUGGCUGAUCCAGAUAUUCAAUUAGUUUGUGAUGAUUCCAACAUAUUUAAAUGGACAGCUCUUAUUAAGUCACCUACCAGGCGAGUAGAUCCAUUGCUCAAUUCAUACAGUGACUAUGAAGACAGUGUUUACGGUGAUUGCUGCAACCUCGAUUUUCUAUUCACCUUGACUGAACUUUGGCUAACUGCUAUUCUAAUUGCAGGCCUUGCUUGGAGUUCUAGAGAGCCUUGGAUAUUUGCAUCAUUGUCCUAUGAUGGGAGG